UUACGACUUGUUCAAAGUGUUGCAGCGUGCGGAUGGCGAAAUUUUGGUUUCUUGGUGCUGCUGUUCAACAUUUCUUUCUUGUGGCAAAUGCUGAGGAUACUCCGGCAGACUCUUGCACCAAGGAGCGGCCUACUUUCGCUGAUUUGUUCGAGGAUGAAAACGAAGGUUCUCCUCUGAAUUUGUUGCAAAGAAGACAACGGCAGCGGGUGCAGGAAUUCCGCCAAGCCGAGCUACAGGCAGAGAAGUCGCGAUCCUGGCCGCCACCACCCUUUGACUUCGAGGAUAAGGGCGUCCGCUACAGUGGUCUGUUGGAGAAUGAUGAAGAGACAAAGCCUCCGCCCCUCACACCGAUGGUGCUACCUCCCAGCUCCAAGCGGCGUCGGUCCUUGGACCUACAUUUCAACGCCGUCAUUGCGAGCUGUGGAUCAAAACUCAGUGAUCCGGCCAGAUGCAACAAGGCUGUGGUGAAAUCCGCUCAGUCUGUCUUUGUGCAGCUGCACGUCGAGGCACGUAUUGACGAGAAGGUGCCUCCUUUGACCAAGCAGGAGACCUCCGAAUUCCGUGAUCGGUUUGCGGAGCUCGUUGUGGGGGACUCGAAACGAGUGGUGACCAAAAGCAGUAGGUCUGAACAAUACUCUGGUUGGAAGAACUUGGUGCAGAACGGCUACAUGGCAAUGAGACCUGUGGUGCCUGAAUCCUUGGCAAAGACGAUCAACAAAUUGCACGACACUGGAGAGUCCACUUGGAAGGCAGCCUACGAUUCUUCCUUUGUGAAGGUCUCUGUGGCCAAAGGCAAAAGCAAGCUUGGAUUUGAGAUGAGUACCGAGGAGGAAGAUGAGAUGAAGAAUCAUACUUUGAGCAUGCUGCAAGAAGAUCUCUCACACUUCAGUAAGGAGGAGCUGAGUAGAAGUGCAUUUGACGAAGAAUUUGACGUGAGGGAGAACUGGCCAGAGUGCAAGCACAUCACAACUCAUGUUCGAUAUCAAACAUGCAACAACUGUUGGAGCCAUGCCACUGCCCUGAUCACCGAGAGCCGCCUUUGUAUUGAGAGCAGGGGACAGUUCAAUGGAGCCAAUGCAUGGCUGAGCCAAUCGUUCAUCGCUGCUUGCAGGCUUGAUGGCCGUGACUAUUGCAUGGGAGGUUCCGGGCUUCUUGGUUUCAAGACUGUUUCAAGGUGGGGCGUUCCCACUGGUGGUCCAGACUUUCGUGGAAACAUGAAGGCUGGAAUUGAGACGUGCUAUCCGCAGAUUCUGCCGCAUGAUAGAGACAUCCGUUGCCCUGGAGCUUGCUCACCAUAUGUGACCUACUCCCGACCUUUGUCGGAAGAUCUUUUCUUCGUUCAGUACCAGCCGCGUGCACUUCAUCCUGUCGGUUCUCAAGUUCAUUAUUUGGUGAAGCAGGCAUUGACGCAAGACGGACCGAUCUUGCUCGGAAUGAGGAUCUAUCAGGAUUUCUAUGCUUAUGAGUCAGGCAUCUAUGAGCCAACCAGAAAGAGCUGGAAUCUAUACAUGGGCGGACAUGCUGUAACAGGCAUGGGCUUUGGCCCUGGCUACGUCCUGGCCGUGAACAGUUGGAGCACCUCCUGGGGCAUGGACGGUGCCUUCAAGGUGUCGCCCCAAUCCGUUGACUUUGGAUUUUUUCUGCCUGGUCGACCACUGGGGAGCUUCUCUGGAAGUUCGUAUCCAAUGCCCUUGCCCAAAGAAAGGUGAGAGCAUCUGGAUCUGAUGGGCAAUCCCAGGCCCAGCCCAGAGAAAUCUUUUGGCUAGUGACGGAUGGUGAGUGUCCUGCUGCUUGUUUGCGCUCAAGCCGCAAACCAAAUUUAAACAAUAUACUUUCUGUGCAUUUUCUGUGUCAAGUCAUGCCAGGCUUGGCCAAUAGAUCUAGUGAGAAUCUAGUGCAAAGGGAUGUCGGAUAUUGACUUCAUAUUGCAGCUUCCUCGUGAAAGGGCGAGGAGCAGUCUAGCUUACCAGCAGCCCUGUCAGCUAAAACGCUG
Cladocopium goreaui is the source of this 1993-nucleotide messenger RNA. The record is from the annotation of a GenBank genome assembly. NCBI's taxonomy places the organism in Eukaryota, Dinophyceae, Suessiales, Symbiodiniaceae.